AUGGAGGGUUCCUCAGGGCCUGAGGUCCAGUUUCUUGUGAAGCAGAAGGCCAAGAAGCCUAGGCCUAAAACUUCUGCUGCACCCCCUCUGGCAGAUGACUCUUCAGAGGCAGUUGUUCGCCUGGAGAAACGUUCAGGCCGUAUGUCCGAUUCACAUGCUGAGCCCAUAAUGGAGAUCACCUUGGAUCAGGAUGAUAGCAUAUCCUUGGAGGUACUGCAGGCAUCCAGUAUGGAUGUCCAGAGGGAGCUUAUACUUGUGAUUACAGAGGGCCACAGUGGAAUCUCCAAAAUGUUAGUUGGAGAGGACGUGGAUUCUAACAUCAUUGAAGCCAGAUCUACGCUUGAUCCUCUGACCUUACACAUAGUUUUGAACUACAUGCUAAGAAGUAUGGCCUCACACAGAAAGACAGCAUCUCCUCAUUUAUGUCAGUCAUCUGCCAGGCAUGUUGCAUCAGUUUCUGGACAGGAAGUUGGCAGUACACAGAAAAUGACACCACAGACUACAGUGUGUCCAGCAGCAAAAUGCCACAGCCGUGGCCUAAAGCGGAAGCUUGAAGAGGCUGAGAACAAUAAUGGUGCGCCAGUAAUUGAGAAACAUCCAGAAGAUGUUGAGGGCAAAGUCAGUGGUGUUGCGGUCGGAGCCAAGAGGAUUCGUUACAGCACUGAGAGUGAUUACCUUGAGGUUCUUCAUUCUAAGACCUGUGCCUACGAAGUCCUGGAGUUCCUUGGCUGUGGGGCAUUUGGACAAGUGGUUAAGUGCCGGAAGCAGGGGACUGCAGAAGAGAGAGCUGUAAAGAUCCUUAAAAAUGAACCAGACCUUGCCGAGCAAGUGCUGAAUGAAAUUCAUAACUUGGCCCUACUAACAUCAUCAGGUGCCUAUGAGUACAACUGCAUUCGUGCAUAUGAAGCUUUUAAGUAUGAGGACAACACCUGCCUGGUGUUUGAGGCGUUGCAGCAGGAUCUUCUUACUUUUUUAGAACAGCAAAAGGACAGGCCUCUGCCCUUCAACCAUAUUCGAAUCAUCCUUCAUCAAGUAACAACAGCCCUGAUGAAACUCAAGAGCCUCGGUUUGAUUCAUGCAGACCUCAAACCUGAAAACAUCAUGAUAGCAGAUCCACUAAAGCAGCCGUAUAAAGUCAAAGUGAUCGACUUUGGUUUGUCACACCGUGUCUCUGAGGCAGUGUGUCCAGCCUAUAUACAGACCAGAUAUUACAGGUAG
This is a messenger RNA of Protopterus annectens (West African lungfish), 1218 nucleotides long. RefSeq names its product homeodomain-interacting protein kinase 2-like. Lineage: Eukaryota; Metazoa; Chordata; Ceratodontiformes; Protopteridae. Gene Ontology annotation, cellular component: cytoplasm; nucleus. Gene Ontology annotation, biological process: peptidyl-serine phosphorylation; peptidyl-threonine phosphorylation. The transcript is spliced from 2 exons. The coding region runs from base 1 to 1218 and encodes 405 amino acids. Gene Ontology annotation, molecular function: protein tyrosine kinase activity; ATP binding; protein serine/threonine kinase activity. The record is from RefSeq and is a predicted model, not a curated record.